UCAUUUUCCGGAUCAUUCACAUCCACCCAUUAAGAAGAAUCACAGUCCCUCCAGCUCAUGACUGCACCGCUGUGUGUCUUCAUCUGUCAGUCCCUGUCGACUAACCUGACUGUGCCUGCUUGGCAUCAGAGCUCUUCCUCUGUGGGGUCUACAUCUGUACAGCUGCUGUGUUUGUUUGGUUCCUUGUGUGUAACAUGCAGAACAGAAGGAAGCCAGAGCCGAUCAAACUCAACCCGAUCCCCGAUGGAAACACUAUCAACGGAACCGGAGCCACAGAAACAAACUUGGAGGCAUUGCAAAAGAAACUAGAGGAGCUUGAGUUGGAUGAGCAGCAGCGAAAACGCCUGGAGGCCUUUCUGACACAGAAGCAGAAGGUGGGAGAGCUCAAGGACGAUGACUUUGAGAAGAUCUGUGAGCUGGGGGCAGGCAACGGAGGAGUUGUCUUCAAGGUCUCCCAUCGACCUUCUGGGCUGAUUAUGGCAAGGAAGCUGAUCCACCUGGAGAUCAAACCAGCCAUUAGGAACCAGAUCAUUAGAGAGCUGCAGGUGCUACACGAGUGUAACUCCCCUUACAUCGUGGGCUUCUACGGAGCUUUCUACAGCGAUGGAGAAAUCAGCAUCUGCAUGGAGCAUAUGGACGGUGGCUCCCUGGACCAGUCACUGAAGAAAGCGGGCAAAAUCCCAGAGCAGAUCCUUGGCAAAGUCAGCAUCGCUGUCAUUAAAGGGCUCUCUUACCUGAGGGAGAAACACAAGAUCAUGCACAGAGAUGUCAAACCCUCUAACAUCCUAGUGAAUUCCCGCGGUGAGAUCAAGCUGUGUGACUUUGGAGUGAGCGGACAGCUCAUAGACUCCAUGGCCAAUUCUUUUGUGGGCACUCGCUCUUACAUGUCUCCGGAGCGUUUACAGGGCACCCAUUACUCUGUUCAGUCGGACAUCUGGAGUAUGGGGCUGUCCCUGGUUGAAAUGGCCAUUGGACGCUUCCCUAUCCCACCGCCCGAUGCGAAGGAACUGGAACAGAUUUUUGGCUUCCCAGUGGAAGGGGAAGGAGCUUCAAGUGAGUCCUCCCCGAAGCCACGGCCCCCUGGGCGACCAGGCAGCUCAUAUGGCCCUGACAGCAGACCACCGAUGGCCAUAUUUGAGUUGCUUGACUACAUAGUCAAUGAGCCUCCGCCAAAACUACCAGGAAUAUUUAGCUCUGAAUUUCAAGAUUUUGUGAAUAAAUGUUUGAUAAAGAAUCCUGCAGAGAGAGCAGACCUCAAACAGUUGAUGGUGCAUUCCUUUAUCAAACAGUCUGAAGCAGAGCAGGUUGACUUUGCUGGCUGGUUGUGCAGCACCAUUGGACUCAACCAGCCAGUGACACCCACCCAUGGUACAGCAAUGUGAGACCAGUUCCCGUCUCCAACAAAUCCCCCAUACCCCAAUGUGGGACUGGAUUUUUAUUAUGGGUAAAAUGUAUGUUUAUACGGAGUACUAGUUUAAAAGUUGUGCAAUCAAUAGCUGUAUAUUUAGUGUACACACCUACAUGCCAAGUGAAAUUAACUAUGUAUUGAAUAAUUCUUGGGGCUACAUUGUGGCCUGCCUGAAAAGCCAUCUUUUUCUAAUAAGAUUAUUUAAUCAUGACAAAUGCUGCUCAACCUGUGUGCUUGAUAUUCCUCUUUACCCCUCUUUACUCCUUACAGUGCCAGCAGAUCAGAGUCUUUGUUAGCUUAUUGUGAGAAAUAAAUAGUCUUGUGAAUCAAUUUUGAA
Larimichthys crocea (large yellow croaker) is the source of this 1745-nucleotide messenger RNA. It is a transcript of the gene map2k1, whose product is annotated as mitogen-activated protein kinase kinase 1. Gene Ontology annotation, molecular function: protein kinase activity; ATP binding. The transcript is spliced from 11 exons. Gene Ontology annotation, biological process: protein phosphorylation. The record is from RefSeq and is a predicted model, not a curated record. NCBI's taxonomy places the organism in Eukaryota, Metazoa, Chordata, Actinopteri, Sciaenidae. Bases 195 to 1382 code for a protein of 395 amino acids.